Molecule: messenger RNA, 1428 nt
Organism: Entamoeba dispar SAW760
Lineage: Eukaryota; Evosea; Mastigamoebida; Endamoebidae
Exons: 1
Coding region: 1-1428 (475 amino acids)
Source: RefSeq, a predicted model, not a curated record
AUGAUAUUUGAAAUUAUUGUGGAAAUUUUCUUCUUAAUUCUAUUUAUAGGAUUCAUUGUCUGUUUAAUAAUAACUACUGUAUAUUCAAGUCAGCAUGAUGGAGAUAUGAGAUUGUAUUGGGUCAUAUUUGUUCUUUCAAUUAUAUCUGGUCUUAUUCCAUCAACUAGAGCAUUAAGCAAAAAACUAGAUGAUAAUGAAGAUAAUAAUGAAGAUGAUAAUAAAGAUAUUACAAUUACAUACAGUGACACAGAAACAGAAAGUAAUGAAGAAACAGAGAGUAAUGAAGAAACAGAUGAUACUGACAAAAUAAUAAAACAAUCAUUUGGAUUUAAUUUUAGAUUUUCAAUUAUUUUAUGGGUUAUCAUAGCUGGAUUAACUAUUGUGUUGAUAAUAUUUAUAAUAUGGGUACUAUACAUACCAAGUAAGAGUAACACAAAAAAUAAAACAACAACUUCGUUUAAUGAAGAAGAUGAAUAUAUUUCAUUCAGAGCAAGAAUGAAUGAAAUAAUUGAAGGGAAAUCAUAUGAUGAUCAAUUCGAUGAAUUAAAAUAUUAUCAACAAAUAUUAGAUCCUUCAAAUGAUGUUGUUGAACAUUCACAUUUAUGUGAAAGUGAUUCAUAUGGUAUUACACCAUUUGAUUAUUCAUGUUUAAGUAGUUUAACAUAUGCUAAAAAUACUUUAAGUCUAAAUAGUAAUAAAUAUAAAGACAUAACAAACUAUCUAUGUAAUAAAGGAUGGAAAAGUAUUACAAUUAAUGACAAUGGAUUAUUACAUUAUUUAGUAGGAUAUAAUGAUAUAUUAAAUGUCAACGUAAUUGGAUUCAGAGGAACAGGUUCAAAUUCAGAUGGAAUUUAUGAUCUCAAAUUAUUUACUGAAUCAUCUAUUCCAACAAUCUCAGUUUCAGUAUUCCCAGUGUUUACAAAACAAGUUCUUUCAAAAAUAAGUUAUAUUCUUUCACUCUUUGGAUCAAAAGCAUUUCCAAGUACUGCUUAUGAUUUAGUUCGUAUUGCAAAAGAUGUAGUACUUGAUGAAACCAAGAAAAAACCACAACAACAAUUUGUUCUUAUUGGACAUUCUCUUGGUGGAGGAAUUGCAAAUAUUGUAGGGAAUGAGUUAGGAGUAGUGAGUUUUGGAAUAUCACCUCCUGGUACUUAUUUAGGAUCAAAAGGUCUUAAUUUCAAGAAAAAGAAUAGUAAUUUAUUAACACGUGCUGUAAUCCCUGAAAGAGAUCCUGUUGCUGCUUUAGGUAUUAAUGGUGGGUUACAAAUGUCAAUUCCUUGUUAUGAACACUCACGGGAUUGUCAUGGAAUUAAUAAUUCAAUAUGUAUGAUUGGAAUAUUAUGCAAACACUCUGAACAAGAAAUAAUUGAUAUGUGUUCUCGCAAAUGGGAUGAUUGGAAAUUCAAUUACCCUAAUAAAAAUAAAUGA